AUGGAACCAAAGUUCUGGAAAUUGUCCAGCAGCCAGUUGGAAUUUCUUUCUACACAGGGCCGUAUAUUGGUUUUUGUAGUUGAAGAUCAGAAAUUGCAGCCAAUUGCUGAGAAGGAAACUAAUGGGGCUGUUCACUCUUUAAAUGCCUUCAACGGAAAGCUGCUUGCUGCUGUAAAUCAAAAGAUUCAGUUAUUCAAGUGGGUGCUUCGUGAGGAUGGUGGCCGGGAAUUGCAGUCUGAGUGUGGACAUCAUGGACACAAACCUGCACUUUAUGUUCAAACUCUUGGAGAUUUUAUUGUUGUUGGUGAUCAGAUGAAUACAAUCUCCUUGUUAAUCUAUAAGCAUGAGGAGGGUGCCAUUGAGGAGCGAGCAUGUGGUUCCAAUGCAAACCAGAUGUCAGCAGUGGAGAUUAUUGGUGCUGACAUAUACCUUGGUGCACAGGAUAAUUUCAACCUCUUCACUGUCCGAAAAAAUAGUGAGGGUGCUACUGAUGAAGAACAAGGCCGUCUAGAGGUGGUUGGUAAGUACCACCUUGGUGAAUUCGUCAAUCGGUUCCGGCACGGAUCUCUUGUCAUGCGCUUGCCUGAUUCUGAUGCUGGUCAAAUUCCCACCAUAAUCUUUGGUACUGAUAAUGGUGUUAUUGGGGUCAUUGCCUUCCUCCCUCACGAGCAGUACCUCUUCUUUGAAAAGCUCCAGUCAAACUUGAGGAAAGUAAUAAAGGGUGUUGGAGGAUUGAGUCAUGAGCACUGGAGGUCAUUUUACGAAGAGAAGAAGACUGAAGAUGAGCUCUGGAAGUCGGUUUUCACGGAAAAGAAGACUGCAGAUGCUACAAACUUUUUGGAUGGAGAUCUGAUUGAGUCAUUUCUUGAUCUAGGACGAGGUGGAAUGGAAGAGAUAGCAAAAGCGAUGGCUGUUCCAGUAGAGGAGCUUAUGAAGAGAGUAGAAGAAUUGACAAGGCUGCACUGA
Messenger RNA from Thlaspi arvense, 966 nucleotides. Lineage: Eukaryota; Viridiplantae; Streptophyta; Magnoliopsida; Brassicales; Brassicaceae. The record is from the annotation of a GenBank genome assembly.